GGGCCCCGCCCCCUGUCCCGCUCCCCGGCUCCCAUUGUCUCCGCAGAUGCCUCCUGGUCCUGCUACGGUGCUGGGGUUGUUCAGUUUUAGGGGACACGCUCCUAUUCUUUUCUUCGAGACGUCCCGCGGCCGAGAACGGGGUUCUAGAGUUCCGCGGACUCUUCUUUCCUCCUUAGGACCCACUUUGCCCCGUCCCAGGGAGGAGAGCACCUAUGUCUGCGCUGCGACCUCUCCUGCUUUUGCUGCUCCAUCUGUGUCCGGGUCUAGGGCCGGGACAUGGGAGUGAGGCAAAGGUCGUCCGGAGUUGUGCAGAGACUCGGCAGGUGCUGGGGGCCCGGGGAUAUAGCUUAAACCUAAUCCCUCCCUCCCUCAUCUCAGGUGAGAAGAAAGAGGGAAGAGUCGGGGUGGGAAGGGGCGGGGACGGGUCCUCCCCAUCUCACAAUAACUCUUUCCUUUCAGUGACCAUUAUGAUGAUUGUUUCAUCUGUUGAGCAUCUUUCUUCUCCAGUAACUUCCUUCCCGGGAUCACAAUAAACCUGCUGCUCAUAUAAUAACUCUCAUUCAGUCCCCACCCAAGGAAUUCCCUUCUCUGUAAUUAGCACACCCGUUAGUGUCUUUCUAACAGCCAGAAAUCGCCUUGCAAUUCCUGUGAGCUUCUAUGACAAUACUUUCUUGCUUACCAAGUAGCCCCACCCCUACAAAUCCCGUUCUUCAUUCCAUAGUUGUCCCAUAAGUCCCUGGAGGAGUGGGUUGUGCAGUGUUGGGGAGGGUUACCUGAAGACCCUCUGGUCACUAAUAUGGCCCUCAAAGCAGCUGUUCAAUAGAUGAUCCCAUUACAAAUAGGAGUGAAGCUGAGAUGGGUGAGGGACAAUAAAAGAGGGUUCAGGUAGGGCUGAAGGGGCAAACAAAGGAAAAAGCAACCGGGCAGGUGGAAGACAAAAAUCAGCCCCCAGAGAUAGGCGAGGGAUGAAAGGAGAUUCCUAAUAUCCCUUCUUGCCAUCCAGUCCUCCUCCCUGUCUCCUCUGCGCAGGUGAGCACCUUCAAGUCUGUCCUCAGGAGUACACCUGCUGUUCCAGUGAGACAGAGCAGAAGUUGAUCAGGGAUGCUGAAGUCACAUUCCGUGGCCUGGUAGAGGACAGUGGCUCUUUCCUGAUUCACACACUGGCUGCCCGGCAUAGAAAGUUUAAUGCACGCCGUCAUCUUCAAUAGCCUGUUUUCCGGCCUGCGGGACUACUAUGAGAAGUCUGGCGAGGGGUUAGAUGACACCUUGGCGGAUUUCUGGGCACAGCUCCUGGAGAGAGCCUUCCCUUUGCUGCACCCACAAUACAGUUUCCCUCCUGACUUCCUGCUCUGUCUUACUCGGCUUACUUCAACUGCUGAUGGCUCUCUGCAGCCCUUCGGAGACUCACCCCGCCGCCUCCGCCUACAGAUAUCCAGGGCACUGGUGGCAGCCCGGGCCUUGGUCCAGGGUCUGGAGACUGGAAGAAAUGUGGUCAGCGAAGCACUUAAGGUUAGAGGGGCCCUGAAUAUGGACAGAGCCCAGGAUGUGAAGAAGACAGGCACCAUCUGGCAGGAGAGGCCUAGAGCUGUCCCUUCCUUAUCUGUUCCUGGGCUCUGGUGUUCCAGAGGACAUCAGGAAGGAAGGCCAGAGUCAGGCCUCCCCGGGGUGUCUGACAUGAUCUCCUGGGACUUCUGGUCCUCCCUCUGGUGACCCACAUGCCUUCUGCUGAUCUUUCUAUAACAGUUUGAGAUUGGAGUGAACCCCUCAAUGUCCCCUCCUUCCUCCCUGCUACUGAAGAUCUCUCUUCAUCACUGGUCCUGUCCCCAGCCUCACCUCCUGCCUCCUUCCUCUCUCCUCAGCCUAAGCUCACUCUUGGCCCUGAAUCUUUCCUUACCACCUCCUCCUCAGUAUCAUCCUAGUCAAACCCCUCUCGUGAACCAGAAUCAGCAACCUUUUCUCUAGGUACCCCCCUUCUCAGUCCCACAGCAGUCCUGUGGUAUCGCCAGGUGCCACAUGGGGUCACCAACCACAAUUGUUCACAUCCAGCUUCCAACAGAUAGCCUGGGGAGGUACCAGUGUUGGAAGGCUGCAGACAGGCCCUGAUGCGUCUGAUUGGCUGCCCUCUUUGUCGGGGAGUUCCUUCACUUAUGCCCUGCCGGGGCUUCUGCCUCAAUGUAGCCCAUGGCUGCCUCAGCAGUAGGGGACUGGAGCCUGAAUGGGGCGGAUAUCUGGAUGGUCUCCUGCUGCUGGCUGAGAAACUCCAAGGACCCUUUUCCUUUGAACUGGCUGCUGAGUCCAUUGGGGUGAAGAUCUCAGAAGGUUUGAUGCACUUACAGGAAAACAGUGUAAAGGUGUCAGCGAAGGUGUUUCAGGAAUGUGGGACCCCCCAUCCCGUGCAGUCCCGCAGCCGGCGAGCACCAGCACCCCGAGAAGAGGCUAGCCGGUCGUGGAGGGCUUCAGCGGAGGAAGAACGGCCCACAACAGCGGCAGGCACUAAUCUGCACCGCUUGGUUUGGGAGCUCCGGGAGAGACUUAGCCGAGUACGGGGCUUCUGGGCUGGACUGCCUGUAACCGUAUGUGGGGACUCCCGCAUGGCGGCAGAUCUCUCACAGGAGACGGCACCCUGCUGGACUGGAGUUGGGAGAGGCCGGUAUAUGUCGCCUGUGGUCGUGGGCUCCUUGAAUGAGCAGCUCCACAACCCGGAGUUGGAUACUUCGAGUCCCGAUGUCCCGACGCGGAGGCGGAGGCUACAUCUCCGAGCAGCUACUGCUCGAAUGAAGGCGGCUGCGCUGGGUCAGGAUCUUGACAUGCAUGAUGCGGAUGAAGAUGCCAGUGGCUCUGGAGGGGGACAGCAGUAUGCAGACGACUGGAAAGCUGGGGCAGUGCCUGUGGUUCCCCCAGCCAGGCCUCCAAGGCCACCUCGUCCUCCUCGAAGGGACGGUCUUGGAGUGAGAGGAGGAAGUGGCAGUGCCAGAUACAACCAGGGCCGAAGCAGGAAUCUGGGGUCAUCUGUUGGCCUCCAUACCCCACUUGUCCUCCUCCUCCUUCCCUCAGCCCUGACCCUGCUUGUACUUCGAUAACGAGGGAGGGGCGCCCUAGCAUCAAAAGGCUUAGUGGCUCUUUUUCUUCCACCUCCCUCAGCCAGGCAUGAGGAGGAGUGGAAGGGGGCUACAGAGAGGGCAGAAAGGGACUUUGUGGGUGAAUGGCUGGGGCCCCAAAUCCAGGAGUUUCCAAUUAAUGGGGUGGGAGGUAGAUGGGUUUCAUAAUAUUUAUUUUUUCAUUUGGGAACUGGGGAUAUUUAUUUAGGAAGGAUGGUUCAGCUCUUUUAAAUCUUUGGGCUCACUGAUGGGGUGGGGGGUGGGACACGGGGUUGAAGGAACUUGAAAGUGGGGAGGAAUGGUACUAUUGGCAUGGGGGUACCUGGUAUUGAAAAUGGACACAUAAACUAGCUGAGAGUGAUGUCACUUGCCUGUAAACCCAUUAUUCUUUGGGAUGCUGAGGCAGGAGGAUUGAGAGUUAGGGACUAAUAAAGCUAGGUGCUGACAGUAGAACAGGAAGGAGGGUAGAACCUGAGUUUUGUUGCCUCUUUUAAAAUCAUCUGCUUCUUAAGUAUGGGGCGGGGGGAGGGACCCAUCUAGCGACCUUUGCCAUCCACAUCCAUCACAAACUUCCACUUCAUAUUUCAGUGUUCAUAUCAGUGUCUAUUGGUAAAUAAAGAAUUUAUUGGACCACGU
Mus musculus (house mouse) is the source of this 3734-nucleotide messenger RNA. RefSeq names its product glypican 2 cerebroglycan (gene Gpc2). Gene Ontology annotation, biological process: neuron differentiation; positive regulation of neuron projection development; smoothened signaling pathway. Lineage: Eukaryota; Metazoa; Chordata; Mammalia; Rodentia; Muridae. The transcript has 9 exons. Gene Ontology annotation, cellular component: extracellular matrix; plasma membrane; Golgi lumen. Bases 2103 to 3080 code for a protein of 325 amino acids. The record is from RefSeq and is a predicted model, not a curated record.